Molecule: messenger RNA, 622 nt
Organism: Varanus komodoensis (Komodo dragon)
Lineage: Eukaryota; Metazoa; Chordata; Lepidosauria; Squamata; Varanidae
Gene: MRPL30
Product: mitochondrial ribosomal protein L30
Exons: 5
Coding region: 77-577 (166 amino acids)
Biological process (GO): translation
Cellular component (GO): mitochondrion; large ribosomal subunit
Molecular function (GO): structural constituent of ribosome
Source: RefSeq, a predicted model, not a curated record
AUUGGACGAUCCAAAGGAAGUUUUUUUUAUCUUUUUCUUUGGAAGCUCGACGCUGCUCGAGACGGCGGAGCUUAAGAUGGCGGCGCUUAGAGCGUCAUUGAAAAGAGCAAUGUGGGGGAGUCCUGCUGCUUGGCAGAAUCUUUCAAAGAACAAAGUGGAGCCCAUCACUUGGAGCAUGUGGAUUAGACAGACAUUUACUAGAGCAAGAGUUCCUGAAUCAGUAUUUCAGCCACGACCUGGUGAUCAUGAAAAAUAUGGAGGUGAUCCACAACAGCCUCAUAAACUGCACUUAGUCAUGAGAAUCAAAAGUGGAAGAAGGCGUCCUUAUUGGGAAAAGGAGAUGAUUGAAGUUCUUGGACUAGGAAAAAGAUACGAGCCUGUAGUGCACAAAAACAUUCCUUCUGUGAAUGCAAAACUGAAAAUCAUUAAGCAUCUGAUAAGGAUAAAACCAUUAAAGCUACCCCAUGGAAUGCCAUCUGAAGAGGAUAUGUCUGAUACCUUUAUUAACUGUACAACGGGUGAACUAAUAAUUCGCCGUUGUCUAAAACCAGUGGAACAGAAAACAAUUGAAUCUUAAUAAUGCGCCCCAAUAUUUUAUUCAAUAAAUCUAACUUUAAACUGA